Messenger RNA from Leptinotarsa decemlineata (Colorado potato beetle), 1364 nucleotides. It is a transcript of the gene snRNP-U1-70K, whose product is annotated as small ribonucleoprotein particle U1 subunit 70K. Gene Ontology annotation, molecular function: U1 snRNA binding; mRNA binding. The record is from RefSeq and is a predicted model, not a curated record. Gene Ontology annotation, biological process: mRNA splicing, via spliceosome. Lineage: Eukaryota; Metazoa; Arthropoda; Insecta; Coleoptera; Chrysomelidae. Gene Ontology annotation, cellular component: precatalytic spliceosome; U1 snRNP; U2-type prespliceosome.
CAGAAUACUAAGCAAUUUCCGACUUUGGAACGAUUGAGGUAGCCAUUUUGUUCAUCAAUCGUUACGUUCGGGUUAUAGAAAUGCAAGAGAAAUAUUAAUGAGCAGAAGUUUAUUAAAGGGUCAGUUAUAGCUUGGUGUCGUUCGGUUCAGAACUUAGCAUAAUAUAAAUCUGGUAUUGAAAGUGUGUUGGUUUACUAUGUUCACACGCAUAUUCAAGUCGUCCCAGUGAAGUGAAACAUCCUUUGAAAAAAUGACACAGUUUUUACCACCAAAUUUGUUGGCGUUAUUUGCCCCACGAGACCCAAUUCCUUAUUUACCUCCUGUGGCGAAAUUACCACACGAAAAAAAGAACAGGGGAUAUUUAGGACUGGGGCAGUUUCUAAGUGAAUUUGAGGAUCCAAAAGACACACCUCCACCAACCAGAGUCGAAACUAGAGAAGAAAGACUAGAGAGGAGGCGCCGAGAAAGAGCUGAACAAGUAGCUUAUAAGUUAGAACAAGAAAUCGCUAUAUGGGACCCUGCCUCAGCAGCAAAUAUUACAGUCGACCCAUUUAAAACUUUGUUUAUUGCUAGAAUUAAUUAUGAUUCCUCAGAGUCGAAGCUACGAAGAGAAUUUGAAGUUUAUGGACCGAUUAAAAAGAUUGUGCUGAUUCACAACAGUGUCAACGGGAAACCAAGAGGGUAUGCUUUUAUAGAAUAUGAACACGAAAGAGACAUGCAUUCUGCUUACAAACAUGCUGAUGGCAAGAAAAUAGAUGGCAGGCGGGUUUUAGUAGAUGUGGAACGGGCAAGAACAGUGAAAGGAUGGCUUCCACGAAGAUUGGGUGGAGGACUAGGUGGAACAAGGAGAGGCGGUCCAGAUGUGAAUAUAAAACAUUCGGGUCGUGAGGAUAAUGAAAGGGAGAGGGAACGAUAUAGGUUAGAACGUGAAAGGGAGGAGAGGGGCUUGGCGUUGGGAGGUGGUAGUGGUGUAGGUGGUCGAGAUCGGGAUCGAGAACGUGACAGACCUAGGGAGAGGGACGCUUUUGAGCGUCGUCGAUCUAGAUCAAGAGAUAGAAGGCGGAGGAGCAGAUCUAGAUCACCAAGAAGAGACAAAAGGCGACGUAGUAAAGAGAAGAUUCGCGAUGAGAUUACGAUUGAAGAUGACUUCGAGGGUCGUCCGAGAGACAGGGAGAGAGAGAGGGAUCGCGACAAAGACAGAAAGCGGCGCCGUUCGAAGUCUAGAGAUAAAGAUCGUGAGGCAAGAAAACGUGAAAGAAGGGAGCGUAGAGAUAGAGAAAGGGGCGAGCGGGGUGAGAAACUUGAGUACAUCAAAACCGAUGAUGGUACUGAGAUGGUUAGAGUAAAGGAAGAACCUGUCGAUG